Cryptomeria japonica (Japanese cedar) is the source of this 1048-nucleotide messenger RNA. RefSeq lists its product as uncharacterized. NCBI's taxonomy places the organism in Eukaryota, Viridiplantae, Streptophyta, Pinopsida, Cupressales, Cupressaceae. The coding region runs from base 198 to 863 and encodes 221 amino acids. The transcript has 6 exons. The record is from RefSeq and is a predicted model, not a curated record.
UUUGUUUUUUUCACGGCUCUAUCCAAAGUCCUAAGUCACUUGCAACAUGAUAUCACUAUGAGAUUUCUUUUAUCUGUAGGGUGGACUUUGAACUUUGCAGUAGGUAGAGAAAAUUGAUAUAAAUCCCAGAACAGGUACUCAGACUCAUUACUCUUGUGAAUCCAGCUUCAUAUAUUCUGCAGUUGUUUUUUCAGAGGAUGACAAUUUGCAGAAUGAAGAAGUGUUUGUUUAUAAUGCUCUUGGUUACCAUCACCGCGUUUCAGGUCACUUCAGCAAUAGACUUUUAUGAGCCCCCUUUACCACCAUGGUUACCAGACAGUAAUCCCUGCACGGUUACCAACUGUGGGAAUGGAACCUGCGAGAGUACAGAAGAAUAUCCCUUUGUGAAAUGUGUUUGCAAACCAGGAUGGAAACAGCCAGAGCGUUACCAUAAUCUUCCUUUUCAACCUUGCGUUGUUCCCAAUUGCACCAUAGAUUAUUCUUGCGGUAGUGACAGCCCCCCAUCUUAUCCUGAGCCACCCCUGCCUAACCUCCCAAAAGUUUCAGAGCCAUUGAAUCCAUGUUCAUACAAUGUGUGUGGAGCUGGGACCUGCACCCUUAAAUCCAAUGUCACACUGGAAUAUCAGUGCAACUGCAACAAGGGAUAUGGGAAUAUAAUGAACUGGACUUGGGGUUUCUGCUCGAAAGAAUGUGAACUCCAGAAGGACUGCUCGCGCCUUAAUGUUUCUGUCAGUAGUAAAGACUCAACUACUGAUACUUCUUCUAGCAAUGGUGCUCAAGGGGGUUUGAAGUUUAUGAUGGAAAACAGUCACUUGGUCACGGGUUCGAUUCUGGCAACAUUGAUAGUGCUCUUGGUCAAAUGAUAUGACGAACCAGAACAUGCCAUAUAAUAUUUAUAUUUAUUUGUAAUUUUUCCACCUUAGAUUUGGGUUGUUUUGAUUCAGUUGGAAGAUUGUAUUUGUUGGAAGAUUGUAUUUGUUAUUGGAUUUAUCAUUUUUAGAUUAUGAUUCAGUUUUUAUAUGAAUAAAGUUGUCAUUUUUCAUAGAAA